Messenger RNA from Kuraishia capsulata CBS 1993, 1221 nucleotides. RefSeq lists its product as uncharacterized. The record is from RefSeq and is a predicted model, not a curated record. The transcript has a single exon. Lineage: Eukaryota; Fungi; Ascomycota; Pichiomycetes; Pichiales; Pichiaceae. Gene Ontology annotation, biological process: regulation of transcription by RNA polymerase II. The coding region runs from base 1 to 1221 and encodes 406 amino acids. Gene Ontology annotation, molecular function: RNA polymerase II cis-regulatory region sequence-specific DNA binding; DNA-binding transcription factor activity, RNA polymerase II-specific.
AUGUCUGCUAACGGUGAGGCUUCUUCUGUGAGGCUCAACGACGAGAUCUCCGGUCAGGAUAACCGCAAAACGUCGCUGGCCAACCUCGUUUCUGCUGCUCUUCAAAAUGAUUCUUCUGAAACCGAGGCCGGCUCUGGAUCGCCGCCCAGGGGUUCUCAAGGAUCGCAGUUCCCAACGUCAAACUCGCGGUCUUCGGAUGCUUCCAAACAGGGCCUUCCUGCGCCGCCUCCGUUGGUGAGUUUCCCACCAUCCCAAUUGCCAGGAGGCUCCAAGGCUUCCACAGGGUUUCCUCCGCUUCUGCCUACUCCAUACACGCGGGGAAGUGCUGGUUCUGCUGGUGCAACCACUGAUUCGGAGGCCCAGCCCAACAAGUACCCUUACAACUUGUACUACAGCAGGCCUCGCAACGGUGACUCUGCUUCUUCUUCGGCAGUGAACUCGACCAACGAGGUGUCUUCAGACCCGAUCUUUUCGCAUUUGCGUGGCCAUAAGGCCGACGGAAAGGAUGUCGAUUCUAGCUCUGAGUCCGACUCAGGCGAAUCUGAUGCCGAGACGUCCAAGCCGGAAGCUGACACUACCGCCGAUGCUUCUUCUCAAAGAGGCUCAGCUGCUAAGAAACAGCGGGUUGGUCAGAAGCCACAGCCACCAAAGCCUUCAGAGGAGAGGCCCUACAGGUGUGUCAACGGAUGCCCAUGGUCAUUCUCGAGACUCAGCGAUCUGAGACGUCACAUGAAGUCGCACGAUACUCCACAGUUUCACUGUCCUUUCUGGGAUAACGAUAAUUCGUGCCACCGGUCUGAUGGUUCUUUCAACCGUCUUGAUGUGCUCAAACGCCACUUGAGACUGGUACACUUCGUUCCUGAGGGCGGAAUCAAAUCUGCGAAACAGAACGGCAAAGGCUGGUGCAAGGGAUGUCACGAGAAGUUUGCCACCAACAAGGAGUUUAUUAACCACUGUCUUGAGUGCGGGAAGACGGCAAACAAUGCCACCGACUGGAAGCCAGAUGUGUCUAAGGGCGAACCCGUUCUCCCCGGAUACGACUUUAAAGGUGCGCGAAUUCCCAACCUCAAGCGGAAGCGUGACGACUACGCGGAUGAAGCUCCAGAUCCAGCUGAAUAUCUGAAGAGUGAGCCGGUUUCCAACACGGAGGGUGUUACAACGGCACCGCCUGCCGCGGCAGCCCCAGCCCCAACCGCCUCUGCCACGGCGGAAAAGGCCUAG